Medicago truncatula (barrel medic) is the source of this 956-nucleotide messenger RNA. Its product is annotated as ADP-ribosylation factor 1. NCBI's taxonomy places the organism in Eukaryota, Viridiplantae, Streptophyta, Magnoliopsida, Fabales, Fabaceae. The coding region runs from base 161 to 706 and encodes 181 amino acids. The record is from RefSeq and is a predicted model, not a curated record. The transcript is spliced from 7 exons. Gene Ontology annotation, molecular function: GTP binding; GTPase activity.
UAUGUUUGAUUCCCUAAAAAAAAAAAAUUAUGUUUGAUUGGUAUUAUAAUCUUCAAGCGACGUUCAUUUUGGCAAACACCAAAAACCAACCACGAGGAGAGAUCUGAUCUCCAUUUUCCCCACAAAAAUACCAUUCUCAAUUAUCAAAGAAUAGUUGAAAAUGGGUCUAUCAUUCACCAAGCUAUUCAGCCGGUUGUUUGCGAAGAAGGAAAUGCGUAUACUUAUGGUCGGUCUCGAUGCCGCUGGUAAGACCACCAUUCUCUAUAAGCUCAAGCUUGGAGAAAUUGUCACCACCAUUCCCACCAUUGGGUUUAACGUGGAAACUGUGGAAUACAAGAACAUUAGCUUCACUGUGUGGGAUGUUGGUGGCCAGGACAAGAUUCGUCCUUUAUGGAGACAUUACUUCCAAAAUACACAAGGGCUUAUUUUUGUGGUUGAUAGCAAUGACCGAGAUCGUGUUGUUGAAGCUAGGGACGAGCUGCACAGGAUGUUAAACGAGGAUGAGUUGAGAGAUGCUGUGCUUCUUGUUUUUGCAAACAAGCAAGAUCUUCCAAAUGCUAUGAAUGCUGCUGAAAUAACUGAUAAGCUAGGUCUUCAUUCACUUCGUCAGCGUCACUGGUAUAUCCAGAGCACAUGUGCUACCUCUGGUGAAGGACUUUAUGAAGGACUAGACUGGCUCUCAAACAACAUUGCAAGCAAGUCUUAGUUAUUCAUUUGUCAUGGGCUGCAUGAAGUUCAACCGAGUUUAGAGAUUAUGAUUUCAGAUGUUCGGAUAUGGUUACCCUGUUUAGAAUUUUAAUUCUGUCUAACAUGUAUUGUUUCAUUUGUAUUCGAAAAAGAACAAAUGUACCUAGGUUUAAUACAAUUGCAUUUUUUUCCAUAUAUAAUAAACUUAAAGCAUUGUUUCACCUAUUGAUCUGUAUUGUCAAUUAAAAUCAUUGAAACUUUUACAUUUA